Messenger RNA from Colletotrichum costaricense, 912 nucleotides. RefSeq lists its product as uncharacterized. The coding region runs from base 1 to 912 and encodes 303 amino acids. The record is from RefSeq and is a predicted model, not a curated record. The transcript has a single exon. Lineage: Eukaryota; Fungi; Ascomycota; Sordariomycetes; Glomerellales; Glomerellaceae.
AUGCCCACCGAGGCGGAAUACUUCACAUCAUUGCAAAUCUUGCUUGCCCCUGAUUAUGGUUACACAGGGACAUGCUACCUUGCCUUGAAGGAACGAUACAACCAAGAACGUGUAUUCGUUGAGCUCGGUUUGGGCGGCUACGAAGAUGACAAAGGCUACGAAGCAGGUCGAAUGCUAGUCGACAGGAUCUUCAAUCAAUGUCAAAAUCAAAACUGGCUUGUUAAGGGUUCGGAUCGUAAUCGUUUUCUCUAUGAUAAGUCGCUUGAUAUCAUGAACGCUCCCCGAACCCAUCUCUCUGGCUACACUUUGAACCAAUUAUACGGGGUCCAUGUGUAUGAACUUGAGCUGAACGUCUCGAUUGACGACUAUGUUGUCACCCCCUUUUCAAUACUCUGCGCUAAGUUGAUCGACGACGUUCGAAGCAAGCAUAAUGUCGGCCUUAUCUUCUUCUGUGGCCUACAUAUAGAAAAAGACGGGCCCCUUAGGGGAAGCACUAUAAUUCGGGCCCUCCUGCACCAGAUAUUCCAGAAAAACUUGAACUACUUCUCCGCGGACGAUAUCAAGUACAUGUAUACCGACUUUAAGGCAAUGCUGGAAAUACCGGAAAUUGGAUCCCUCGCAUUAUGUGAGAUGUUCUUGAGGGUAGUUCAACUGGCAGAACCCCGGCUGAACGAGCGCGACAAAAAGAUGAUCUGCACUAUUGACGGUCUCGGUACCCGCAACAGCGAUACGUACUCUGAAGAUGUGAUGCAGGUUGUGCUGGCCUUGGCUAAAAUCAACGAAAUCGCGCCCUUCUUUAAAUUGAUCUGUACAGGUCCUGCCGUUCCGAAAGUUUUCACUGAGAAAUCUUCCUCUCAACCUUUUGACAAACUUUUUUAUUGGUACGAUUUCCCUCUGAAAGAAUCUUUGUAG